GUGCCAUUCUACCGGCCGCGUCGGACAUAAUAAAAUAUGGCUAUUCUGCGUCCCUUAUUGUAUCACUGUUCUGGGUAUAUUUGUGACAUUUUGCAAAACGCGGAAAAAUUGAUCUUCAUUUCUAGCCACACUGCCCUAGAAGAGCCCUCCCCCGGCCACCGUUGAGCUGCUCACGACCACGGACAUGGCAGGUGCACUGGCUGCCCUCUUUCAGUUACCAAUACAAUAGACAGGGUUUAGGAAAAAAGUCUGUGUUCAGACUUGGCGCGCUAGUUCGACUGUUACUUCACUACAAGACCGCUUUUUGUGGCCCGCCCUGCACACACGCAUCGGGAAGUAGUAGUCUUAUUAGUGUAGUGCUAUGGUGGAGGGUUAACUGCUCUGCGGUGCCCGAGUCUGUCGAGCACAAGUA
Molecule: messenger RNA, 412 nt
Organism: Amoebophrya sp. A120
Lineage: Eukaryota; Dinophyceae; Syndiniales; Amoebophryaceae
Source: the annotation of a GenBank genome assembly